Hibiscus syriacus is the source of this 1382-nucleotide messenger RNA. RefSeq lists its product as uncharacterized. The transcript has 6 exons. Lineage: Eukaryota; Viridiplantae; Streptophyta; Magnoliopsida; Malvales; Malvaceae. The record is from RefSeq and is a predicted model, not a curated record. Bases 44 to 1126 code for a protein of 360 amino acids.
UUUAAUUAAAUUUUGAUUUCUCUGCUCAAUCUGACGUUACUCAAUGCUCUGCUCUAUCCCGACCGCUAAGUCCGGUUCCAACUGGCUGGACCGGCUUCGUUCGAUCAAGGGGUUCCCCGCCGCCGACAACCUUGACCUCGACCAUUUCCUCUCGAAUCCCAACCCUCCCGCUUCUCCGCUCAUCAAUGCCUCCGAUUCGCCGGAUUCAAACGCCGAGUCAACUCACUCCAACGACAAACAACUCCAAAAUCCCAACCCGCCGCCACCACCUCCGGAGGUGACAUCCGCCGAGCCAUCCGGAGACAAGAAAUGGUUUGGUAUAAUGACCAAUGUCCUGUCGGAGCUCUUCAACAUGGGCGAACAAGCCCCAACCUCCAGGUUUUCCAAGAAAAAAUCUUCCAGGAAACAAACAAACCCUAGAAUUUGCAUUUUCAAUACCCCCGACGUUAAUUCUACCGAGGAACGGAAAAGCAGUUCGGAUAACGUGAGAAAAGACAAGGACGUCCUCGUUUCAACGAGGUCGUUGAGUUCAAGGGAAGAAGCGAAGAGGGAAUCGGAACAAAGGAGCCAAAAUAACAACGUGGAAGGAGAAGAAGAAGAAGGAGAAGACAAAGGAGAAGCAGAGAGGGAACUGGUUGGGUACUCGAGAAGUGAAGCUACGGUAAUAGACACGAGCUGCAAGGAAUGGAAAGCUGACAAGCUUAUCUUCAAGAGGAAAAAUAUCUGGAAAGUUAAAGACAAGAAAGGAAAGUCACGCGCCAUUGGUAGAAAGAAGAGGAAACCACCUCCUCCAUCUCAAGACAAUUGUGUUUGUAAUAAGAAACCAAAGAUUUCGAGUUUGGAGCUGAUAGAAACCAGUAGAACACAAUGUGGAUCGCCUAUAAAUCGUGUAAGAUUUAAGGGACGGAAUGCUCCAGAUGACAAAAGGGAAGAAGUUCACAAUGAGGCAGCUGAUGGUCUUACCCAAGUUCUUAGAAAUAGGUUUCCUUACUCCAGAUUACCUCGGAAAUCAGGAAAGGGAGGUUCUUCUGUUAUCCUUAUGAAGGCUAUUCCUACAGGCAAGAAAAAUGGAGGAAAGCUUGCCAUGAACCUGAAGGACUCACAGAGGAAAUAUAAAACGUUAUAAAUCCAUCAAGCCUGUCUGGUAAAAUACCCAAUUCUGCAGUUGAGCCAGCAAUUGGUUCUAUUUUGAGUAUGCCUUGCUCCUAUUGGUGGAUGGAUGGGAUUCAAAUGGCUAUGUCUGAGGUUUUGGGGCUAAAAUUGGCCCCUAACUUCAAGCCUGUGGGUCAGGUAUUUACUUGAUAAAAAAUAAUAUGGAAAUUUAUAUUUAGAUUUGAGAAGAUGGUCAUGUUGGAUGUUCCAAUCAGAAGCUCAUUGUAAAC